AUGACAACCUCUGGUGAUAUUACCGGCUUUCCAGCUCCUGGACUUCGUGAUCCUUUCCGUUAUGUUACAGGCCACGACGGAAGCGGCAACUCAAUUUUUGUUCAGACCGACCAUGGAGAUCACCGAGCUAUCAUGGUCGAAGGCGCUGCUGCUCAAGCCAUUUUUUAUAGCACUGGAGAAAAUCCAGUGGAGGUCAAUGGCAAUACUGAUAUGGAAUUUGUAAAAACGAGGCCGUCUCUACAUAUCCCAAACGGAUGCGUGGUCCGAAUGAUUGACUUCGCUCCUGGUGUUGAAUCUAACCUUCACCGAGCUUUGUGUAUAGGCAUCGGUACGGUUUGCGAAGGGGAAAUGGAGUUGAGUCUGGACAGUGGGGAGAAGCGCAUCAUGCACCCAGGGGACGUGUCUGUCAACCGCGGUGCAAUGCAUCGCUGGCGAAACGUCUCCAAAGAUAAGCCAGCACGUAUGCUCUAUGUGCUGCUUGAUGUUAAGCCGAUCAUUGUGAACGGAAAGGCCCUAGAGUUCGAUCUAGGCUACCUUGAGCAUGAAUAUGCUGAUUAUGAGGGGGCUGAGGACGGAACCGAGAAGGUCAAUGAGACGUAG
Truncatella angustata is the source of this 600-nucleotide messenger RNA. RefSeq lists its product as uncharacterized. The coding region runs from base 1 to 600 and encodes 199 amino acids. Lineage: Eukaryota; Fungi; Ascomycota; Sordariomycetes; Amphisphaeriales; Sporocadaceae. The record is from RefSeq and is a predicted model, not a curated record. The transcript has 3 exons.